Messenger RNA from Olea europaea var. sylvestris, 1020 nucleotides. Its product is annotated as PLASMODESMATA CALLOSE-BINDING PROTEIN 3-like. The transcript is spliced from 4 exons. The record is from RefSeq and is a predicted model, not a curated record. Bases 222 to 794 code for a protein of 190 amino acids. Lineage: Eukaryota; Viridiplantae; Streptophyta; Magnoliopsida; Lamiales; Oleaceae.
UGGGCCACCUGCAUCCCCACUAGCAUUCACCAUAUUCAAUACACCCUUUUAUAUCUCUCUCUUACCCUUUUGUAUCUCACCCUCACUCUUUUAUAUCUCUCUCUCUCACAUUGACACACAGAACACACAGUUACUCUCUCACUCAUCUCAUCUUCUAUUUCCUUACAAUCCUCUAUUUCUCAGCAUUUUCUUUCUCAACAUUGUGUGUAAUCCCUUUUCUCAUGGCUAGAUUUUUGGUUCUGGUUCUGGUUCUGGUUCUCAUUUUAGCCAUGGCUGCUCAUUCAAGUGCAACUUGGUGCAUUUGCAAGGAGGGACUGAGUGAUCAAGCCUUGCAAAAAACACUGGAUUAUGCAUGUGGUGCAGGGGCUGAUUGCAACCCCACCCACCAAAAUGGACCUUGUUUUAACCCAAAUACUGUGAGGGCUCACUGCAACUAUGCUGUCAACAGUUAUUUCCAAAAGAAAGGCCAGACCCCAACAGCCUGUGAUUUUUCAGGCACUGCCUACACAGUCACAUCUGAUCCCAGCUCAUCUGGCUGUUCUUACCCUGCAAGUGCAAGCGGCGCCACCAGGCCGGUAUCAACCACAACCAAUACACCUUCCACCAGCCUGCCCAGUGGUGGUUCACCUGUUGUGACAACUCCUUCCACUGGCAUACUAGGUGGCAGUAGCAACGGCUUAGGCCCCUCAGGCAUGAACACUGACAUGAGUGAUGCUGGGAUAUUACUACCAAAAAACAUCCUCUUACCCUCCAUUAUCCUCGUGUUCUCGGUACUUGUUUACUGGUGGGCUUAAGAAAGAGGAAUGUUUCUUCAUGGGAGGUGCAGGCUAUUCAAGAUCCAUAUCAGAAAAGUGACGAUGUGCAGAAAUGAAUAUGCAUGUGAUUCUAUAUUUUAAGAUAAUCUUAAUUUUGUUUUUUUAUGUACUUAUGGUUUGCAAUCUAGUUUGUCUACUAGUCCACAUAUGCAUUAUAAUAACUGAAGUUCUGUUAAUUUAAUCCCAUGGGGUUUUCACUAACAAA